UGAACAUGCUCUUCUUAGGCUUGGAUCAUUGAAAGGUUCGUAAACAAAAAUAAUUCUGCUAUAACGAAGAGUUAUCAGUGAUGCUUUCAAAAUCGUCGUAGAAGCGCAAUUUCAAAAUGAAUUCUUGCAAAGAACAAACGUGUUUGCCUCUGAAGCCAGAUACAGUGAUGGAGGCCGACGUGCACAAUAACAGUGUGCCGUUGGAGAACGGCAGCCUAGCCCCUGUUGACCGUCUGCGCCGUGACAGGUCAGACAGUCCUACGCCAGGUCUAGUGGAGGGGACAGAACCAGGAGCCGGACUAGACAGCGCCAUGUUUGUCCACGCGCAGUCUUUUGAGGACCUGACUGCAGAUGGGGAGCAAGAGGAGGAGGAGGUGCAGGUGCAGGAGGGGGGAGACGGCUCAGAAAGAGGCCUGGAGGUGGAGAAGCCCAGGGCCGAAGGAGAAGAGCGCGAGGAGACGCAGGGACAGCAGGAGGAGGAGGUGCAGCCAGGCGGGGGCAGGGUGAAGGAGGAGGACAUUAACAGCGAGGGGUGGAGGAGUCACAGGAAACACGUGUUUGUGCUGAGUGAGGCGGGGAAGCCCAUCUACUCCCGCUACGGCACAGAGGAGGCGCUCUCCAGCACCAUGGGCGUCAUGAUGGCGCUGGUCUCCUUCGUGGAGGCGGGAAAAAACAUCAUCCGCUCCAUCCACGCAGAGGGCUAUAAAGUGGUGUUCCUGCGCAAGAGCCCCCUGGUCCUGGUGGGAGUAUCUCGAACCCGCCAGUCUGAGCGGGAGCUGACGCGCGAGCUGCUGUACAUCUACUACCAGAUCAUCAGCCUGCUCACUCUCACCCAGCUCACCCACGUCUUCCAGCUCAAGCAGAACUACGACCUCCGCCGGCUGCUGGCCGGCUCCGAGCACCUGACCGACAACCUGCUCCGGCUUCUGGACCGGGACCCGGGCCUGCUCCUGAGCGCCGUCACCUGCCUCCCGCUCCCCAGCUCCACCCGAGACACCAUCUCCUCCAGCCUGCAGGCGGCCAAGGCCAAGAGCCUGGUGUUCUCCAUCCUGCUGGCGGGCAGCAGGCUGGUGACGCUGGUACGCAAGAAGGACCAGGUCCUGCACCACAUGGACCUGCACCUGCUCUUCAACCUGGUGGGCUCGUCCUCGUCCUUCCGCGAGGGCGAGGGCUGGACGCCCAUCUGCCUGCCCAAGUUCAACACGGCCGGCUUCUUCCACGCCCACAUCUCCUACCUGGAGCCCGCCUCGGAGCUCUGCCUCAUCCUGGUGUCCACGGACCGGGAGGACUUCUUCAACCUGUCCGACUGCAAGCGCCGCUUCCUGGAGCGCCUGCGUCGCCGUAGCGCCUACCAGGCCCUGCAGGAGGCGCUGCAGGCCCCCAGCUACCCCGUGGCCCAGGUGGGCAUCCCCGAACUGCGCCACUUUGUGUACAAGAGCAAGAGCUCCGGGCUUUACACCAGCCCUGAGAUUCCCAUUCCAUACCAGUGUGAGGAGGAGCAGGAGAGGCUCAUGAGACUGUACCAGUAUUUGCACAGUAGAAUGCAUCACCCGACACGCCCGCUACGCUCCAUCUACCGUUGUGCUGACAAGGAGAACCUGCUGGCCUUGGUAACGAGUGGCUUUGAGCUCUACCUCUGCUUCAGCCCUCUGGGGACGAAGGCUCUGGCUGUGUCCACCAUCAAUAAGCUGCUGAAGUGGAUCAGGAAAGAGGAAGACCGUCUCUUCAUCCUCAAUCCGCAGACAUACUGAGCUCCGAACCAUCCUCCCGCCAUGUUAGGAAACGCACACCCAAUGCUGUUCAAGCUGCAAAACUACAGCCUUGAGCGCGACCCAACUGGAGCUGAGGUCCAAUCAAAACAAGCUCUAUAGACUGGCUCGAUUGCGCACCUGCUGAUCAUGGGCAUUCAUGCCGUUUUUUGGUCUGUGUGUGCCGACUCAAUCACGGCUCACCGUUGGUUACGGUUGCAGGCUGGGUCAGUGUUUAGAUUUAAUCUGCUUCCUAGCUAAUAGUCAACCAUUUCAGCUUCUCAAUGAUCAGGGUAUGGGAGAGAAGUAUCGCUAAUGUCUAAAUUAAAAUGAAUUUAAUAAAAUAUAAAAAGAAUAACGAUAUUGAAAAUUCUUAAUGAUGUAUAAUAGUUUAAGUAGUUAUCAUUGCUGUGCCCACAUUUUGAGGGCUGAACAAGUUUUGCCUUUAAGUUGUGACCCGUCACUGUAACAGGCUACCAUGCAAACAUAUCAGAAAUACCCCGCUGGUUAUUUUGGGCGAGAACAAGGAAAGCAAAGCAAACAAGCAGGCACCAUGGGGAGCAGUUUUAAAGACUUGCUGGAAUCAGAAUGACCAAGUAAUGUGCUUAUGAAUAUGUUCCAAAGAAUGUAGCUACUUGAGAACAAUAACUGAGAAUCUCAUCUCACCAGGACCUUUACAACUGUGAUGGGAACUUUAUUAACAUUUUUUACUAUGCACACACGUUGUGUGCCUCUCCAUUCCAGUCUUGUUUUUAUUUUAUGCUUUUAGAGUGGACAUGAAAAUUGUGGGGUUUUUUUGUUUUUAUUUUUUCUUGUUUCCAGUUAUUUUGAAUUUUCUGUUGCGGUGUGGGACUUGUUAUCAAGGGGUUGAAUGGGGCCUUUAAAAUGUGCACCUGUGUCAUGGAUUAGUCUUCAUAGAGGAUACACGCAAGCAAUACUGUUAUUUAUUACUAUACAGUGAAUCUCUGCCCCCUUCCACGUGUAGUUCAGCAGACCAAUGACUAUCUGUAUGUCUUACUGCAAAUAUUAAUCUUAGUAGCUGUAGCACUCAACAACAAGCCUUUUAUUUUGAAACGGAGCGCUUAAUUAUUUUAUGGAGUAAUAAAUGAGUAAUUUGACAUUAUUUGUUCAUCUUUUCCUCAUCACCCUUCUUAUCUCCCCUUCGCUGUGCUCUCAGACAGCAGUUAUUGCAGUGGCCACUUGUGUUGUAGUGACUGAUUUAGGACUUGUAAGCUUGCAAGUCUGUCAUGAAACUGUACGCAUAUGGACAUUAGUAGAAAUGGCAGCAGCAUCCUUAACCUAUGUGGGGUUGAGCCAUUCUAGGUCAUGCUACAAGCGUACAGCUAGAGUUCUAUAUCCUCAGUGGAAGCCACACCUCCCCUGUGCUGCUUCCUGUGGCACCAGAGACCGCUGAAAGGGCUUCACGCCAGGAGAGCUCUCCUUCCCUAUCUCACCGCCUCUGCACUUUGUGAUUAUUUGUGAGAUCUAGCAUAAAGGACUGUUUUUGAGGUCUUAAUAAUCGGAAUAAAAUGAUUAAAUAUGUAA
Conger conger (European conger) is the source of this 3293-nucleotide messenger RNA. RefSeq names its product MON1 secretory trafficking family member A (gene mon1a). The record is from RefSeq and is a predicted model, not a curated record. The coding region runs from base 117 to 1751 and encodes 544 amino acids. The transcript has 6 exons. Gene Ontology annotation, biological process: protein targeting to vacuole; vesicle-mediated transport. Lineage: Eukaryota; Metazoa; Chordata; Actinopteri; Anguilliformes; Congridae.